AUGCAGGGUUCUCAAUCCUCUGAUGACCUGCUCUCCGACGCCACCUCCAAAGACCACCCUUCCGUUCGCACCAAGUCGACCAAGAAACGAAAGCUAGCAGAUCCGACAUAUGUUCCUGUCAAGGCGGAAUACAGUUCGGACGACGAUGAUCAUGAAGUUCCUUUCGGCCUUCAAACACCAAAGCGAACUCCCCAGAAGAGGCAAGCCCGCUCGGACUUCGAUGGCAAUCCGCGACCCAAGAAGAAGCCGUCUCACCAUACUCCAAAUUCCAGCAAGAAGGCAGUCCUGGUGACGCCCUCUUCCUACAAGGGCCCCAGUGGCAUAUCGAGCACUUUACAGACGACCUUCAACCCUUUGGAGGUGCUCCCAGGUCCGGCAUUCUAUCCACCGCAGCUCGAUGAUAAGUUUUCAGUGAAGAACACGCGUCAUGCUUCGUUAGAAUCUGCAAAUGAGUCCUACUCGCCUUUAUCCAGUCCUAGUGAUAGCGGUGCCACGACUGAGAAUGGCUCGCUCAGUCCCCAAGACCUGGUCAACUCAAAGAGAAGAAAGAGUGAACAUGAUAUGCACGCCUUCGUACCAGACCACAGCGAUGAGGACAAUGAUGACAGCCCUACAUUCCGCGUCUCGAAGAACGAGAAAACAACCCUUGUGUUCGACUUCUCUUUGGAGAAAGCUAAACGAUGGGCCGAGGCAAUCAACCUUCCCCAGGGAUUCUAUAAUCCGGAGGAGAGCGAUCUCUUCUUUCGACUGGCUAUGCGAGGAUUCGAGCCUCUCGUUCCUCGACACUGGAAGCACGAUUUUCCCACACUCCCUGAACUGCUGUUUCCUCCACCUGGAGACGAAUCUGGACCGCUUAUCCGGGCAUUUGGCAAGUCCGACUUCUUCGGAGUCAAAUCAUUGACCCAUUUAUUCUCCCUUGGCGGACGGGUGAGAGACUGCAAUGUUACAAGAAUAAAGCCAGAACCCCUGAUCAAGCGCUGCGUGGUGAAGUACAUCCGCUGGGCUUUCCGGGAUGCAAAGAUACAUAUCGCGAGGCACUCCAUUCUUGUUCAUGCUAUCUAUGACCAGAAGAAAGGGGAAUCUACCCUUUCUGCAGUUAAGAAUCUCAAUCAACGCUUACAACGCCUAGCCAGUCGGUAUCGCAGAAGCCUCAACUCGGCAUCUGCAGGUGCCCCGCCCAGUCCUCAGACCAGUGAGGGCAGCGGAAGUGCCAGCGGUAUCUCAGAGUCCCAUCCAAAGUACCCGCUUCUUACUGGCUUCGUGAUUUGCGGGCCAAUCAUUACUAUCUUGAGCCUGAGUACGGAUCCCAGCAGCGCGGCUCAAGGUAGUGAUAGCAAAUUCAUUUCACAGUUUGAUCUGAGUGAAAGAGGUCAGGAUGUGUGGAAUUCGCUUGCCAUCGCAAUCACCGUCAUGCAUAUCCGCAGAACUAUGAUGCAGCUUGCAGAGGAGAGUCUGGGGGGAUUUAGUCAUGUUCAGAGAGAUGCUUCCCCUACCUCAGACGCUGAUAUUUGA
Messenger RNA from Aspergillus terreus NIH2624, 1512 nucleotides. RefSeq lists its product as uncharacterized. Bases 1 to 1512 code for a protein of 503 amino acids. The record is from RefSeq and is a predicted model, not a curated record. The transcript is spliced from 2 exons. NCBI's taxonomy places the organism in Eukaryota, Fungi, Ascomycota, Eurotiomycetes, Eurotiales, Aspergillaceae.